CUCAUUGAGCCAAUCGGUUAAGGAGCACUAGAUGGCGUCUGACACUCCACUUCCCGAGAGAGAGAGAGAGGGGGAGAGGGAGAGGAAUUAACAGGCGGUGCUGAGACUGAUCACAUCACACAGUCAGACCUGUACGGAUCAGGCGUCAGUGACCAUUGAUAGUAAACGACUGAAAGGAAAACGGAGGAAAACCAUAAAGAGAGAAUACAAAAACGCAAGCAGCAAAAUGGCAGGUAUAUUAGUCUGGUUUUGGAAUGAGAGAUUCUGGCUCCCACAUAAUGUAACUUGGGCAGAUUUAAAAAACACAGACGAAGCAACCUUCCCGCAAGCUGAGGAUCUGUAUCUGGCGUUUCCUUUGGCAUUUUGCAUUUUCAUGAUCCGGCUGGUUUUUGAAAGGUUUAUUGCAAGACCAUGUGCCUUGGGCCUUAAAAUCCAAGCAAAUGGACCACAGAAAGCUCAACCCAAUGCUAUUCUUGAGAAGGUCUUCACUGCAAUUACCAAGCACCCUGAUGAGAAGAGAUUAGAAGGCCUUUCCAAGCAGCUGGACUGGGAUGUGCGCACCAUUCAACGCUGGUUUCGACAGCGAAGAAACCAGGAGAAACCCAGUACCCUCAGCAAAUUCUGCGAGAGCAUGUGGAGAUUUACAUUUUAUCUGUAUAUAUUUACCUAUGGAGUGCGGUUCCUAAAAAAGACUUCCUGGCUUUGGGACACCCGAGACUGCUGGUACAACUACCCAUACCAGACUCUUACAACUGAACUUCAUUACUACUACAUUGUGGAGCUGUCAUUCUACUGGUCCUUAAUGUUCUCCCAGUUUACUGAUAUCAAAAGGAAGGACUUUUUAAUUAUGUUUUUGCAUCACCUUGCCACAAUCUCCCUGAUAACCUUCUCUUACGUGAAUAAUAUGGUGCGCGUAGGAACACUGGUCAUGUGCCUUCAUGAUGCAUCUGAUGUGCUGCUUGAGGCUGCUAAAAUGGCAAACUAUGUGAAGUGUCAAAGACUCUGUGACCUCCUGUUUGUCAUGUUUGGGUUAGUCUUCAUUAGUACUCGGCUUGCUGUUUUUCCUGUCUGGAUCUUAAACACAACCGUGUUUGAAAGCUGGGACAUUGUUGGUCCAUAUCCAUCGUGGUGGGUCUUCAACUUGCUGCUCUUACUGCUUCAAGUGCUGCAUUGCUUUUGGUCAUAUCUCAUCGUAAAGAUAGCCUGCAAAGCCAUUUCUAAAGGAAAGGUGGGGAAAUGGAAUCCCUUGCAUGUAUCAAAUGAUGAUCGCAGUGACAUUGAAUCCAGCUCCGAUGAGGAGGAUGCACCAUCUCCGACUAAAAAGACACAUAACACUGCAACUAAUGGGACCAAUGGGGCGAACGGAACAAACGGAUACCUCACUGGGACUACUUGUCCAGACGAACACUAAUACCGUAUUUAGCUUUUAGAAUGUCAAGCACUGGAAGGAUGUCACGGAAACCAUUAGUAGAUCAUUGUAUGUGAGACAUGAACGAUAUUACCUGUUUGAUACUGGAAGUACAUAAUAGGACUUGUGAAUGCGUUUAUAUGUAUAUCAGCAUCAGACACAGUUCAAUAGAAUAUCAGAGCAUUCCAAUAGUGCACUGUCCGUGAAUGAAUGAAGAAUUACAUUUUCAUUAUGUGUAAGCAAGCAUGCUGCAUAAUAUGUAGUUUCACACAAUGGGAGCUGUAUUUUCAUAGAUUUUUUUGUUAUUUAUUUGUAUAUAUGUUUAAGAUUUGUGGAUAAAAGGGAUUUUCUUGUAGUCUUUUGAUUUGUGGUGACACGCUCUUUAACUUAAACUGCUCAGUCUGCUUUGAGAAAUAGUGUUUCUUUUUUUUAUUAUUAUUAUUGCUUGCCACAUGCAGUAGUCCUUGGUUAUCUUUAAGUGAUGUGAUGUUGGCCUAUCUAACCCAGUGGUUCUUUCUGUUUACAGUUGUGCUUAAUACACGUGUAUUAUAGGAAAUACAUUUCUAAAGUUUAUUGUCAGCACUGCCUUUUAGGCAAUUAUUAAACAGACAGUCGGCCAGUAGCAGUGUUUUGUCUGUGGAAGAGUCAUGCUGUGAAACAGAGACAGUUGCUUCCAUUAGGCAUGGAUGCAUAUAUUUUGGUUAAUCUAUAGACACAAAUAUAGUACAAGUAUUAUUAUAAUUUUUAAGGUACUAUUUCAAACCACUGAACCACAAUAUUGUGAUGCUCCAAUUGCUGGUAGUUUUCAUUUUAUUUAAGUGGUUUUAAUUGCCCGUACCCGUGCAGUCAUUUUAAAUGUGCUAUAUUUGUGACGCAAGCUUGGUAUAUAUAGUAUAUAAAGUAACUGUAUGCUUUCAGAAAUUGUCUGUGUUUAAAACUAUAGUUAGGAAUGGAGGGGAAAGUGGUAGUUGCCAAGAAAUCAAUGGUGGUUUGUGUUUUACCAUCCUUGAUGUGUACUGUCAUGUACAGCUUUAAUUUACUGCGAUGAAAUAGGUACUUGUUAACGGCAGGGAUCCAUACUCUAUCAGCCCACCACUGAGAGAGAGCUUAUAUUUUGCGUUUCAAAGUGGUGGGCUGAUAAAGUAUGGAUCCCUGUAAUUAAUAAGUACCAAAAGCUGUACAUGUACGGUACACACACACACACACACACACACACACGUGUAUGUAUAUAUAAUCUCAGUUUUAGGAGGAGGGAGAGGUGUCCCAUUAGUGUUUGAGUUUUCUUUCAACUUCAAGCAAAAUCAUACAGGACCUCAUGAAUGGUAAUAGUGCCAAGUCAUUUAUUUAUCUUAAAAAUGGCCUGUUAAAUUUUUUAUUUUUUUUUUUUCCCCUCCAGUGGUUUUUAAACGUAACAUUAAACAGGAAUAAGCUGCACAGUCCAGAUUUCAUGCCAAGCCAAGGUACGCAAUAAUCCACAGUAAUAUUUAAUAAGUUACUGUUUGAAAGCCAAACACCAGGCCAGGGUAUAAUAACAGAGAUACUUUGUAACAGGGAGCCUUAAAGUGCUGUAUGUACUUUCCCUCUAAGACCAAGUCCUGAAUGUAUAUGGUUAGUGUAAGGUCCUCGGAUUCUGUGUCUUGAUAAAGCCUUAAAGCCUAAUAAUAUACUAAUUUGUUGUGUGUGUAUAAGUGCAUGGAGAAUGUUGGUCUCCAUUGUUGUUGGGUCUUCACCAAAAUACAUGUACAGUAGGUAACAGCAACCUUAAUAUCAAGAUAGUCAAGAACAUUAAAUUCAUCCCAUGAUAAGCAAGGUAUUUGUAAAUCCUGUUGAUAUACCUGUAUGUUUAGACAGUGAAAUGUACCGUAAGUCAUGGUUAAAUACUAUACAAUUAUGCAUUUCUUCAUUGCCAGCCAAAGCAUUGCUAAAUUAACAGAAAACAUAUCAUGCCAAAGACCAGCUAAAAAAUUAAACCAUCCCAUAUGGGAAAAACAAAAACAAAAAUCCUGUAUGAAAAAAUACAAAAAAUCUAAACAGUAGUAUUCAAUAUAGUGUUUUGGUUACUACUAGAGAAUGAAGUAGUACUAGAUGAGUUUUUUGAGGGACUAGUCUUAUGUAAACAAUGUUAUGUUAAACUCAAAUAAUUGUAUGUUUUUAAUAAAACAAAAGGCAGUAUAAUGGUACUAAUGGAGCAGGAACUCAAGGUAUAUUUUUUCUCUAAGCUCACUCCCACAUUGAGUUUCUUUUUUCCACCCCAGCCCAGUCACUGAAGAGGAGAUGCUACUGUACUUGGGGUUCCUUUUAGUAUUUUGUGACUGGAAUACAAGUUUGGCAAUAAUUGUGUACUCCUUUCUGUUAAAAAGAACACGACUAUGCAGUGUUUGUGGAUCACAUGCAGUGAGGGUACUGUGUGUUUUUUUUGUGUGUGCAAGAGAGUGUGCUUGAUCUGGUAUUCUAUUCUUAUUUGAAAUGUUCUGGCGUUUUCUUCUGCCAAGUGGGAAGUUAACCCUUUAUUUACAACCAUGACACAGUCAUUCCAGAAACCUACUGUGAACUACCACCAUCAUUUUAUAUGAUUUUACUUUAUACCACAGUCAAACAAUCAUCUGACUAUCACAGCGACUAAAUGUGAGAAAUCUAAAGCAACCUUUGAGAAAAUGACAACAGUACAGGGAGUCGGAUGCUGACAAUAUGUUUUAAGAUUGCCACGGCAUUUUUUUUAUUACUGUGUGAUGUCACUGGUUACUAGAGAAUAUCUUUGUUUGAAAAAAAAAAAGAAUAAAUAAGUGUUGAAUAGAAAACUGGGCUCUGUGAAGUACAUGUUUAGUUUACACACGUGUGCAUAUUGUGCAGGGUUUACAUUUGAUUGUUACUUUGUGCUGUCAUUGGUUGAAAGGCUUCUUCUUUUUGGUAUUGAAUGUGUAUGUGUUUACUUUUGGAUUCUGCAGCCAAUGGUCAUUGUAGAUGAAUGGCAAAAACUUUCACAAUAAACAUGUGUGUUGAUAUUACAACAUCGGUAGUGCUGUUUUGAUUGAUUGUUUAAGUACUUUCAGGUUCAUUUUGUUACAGUUUUGUACACUGUUUGAAUUCAAAUGGUUUAGGGUAUUUUUUUCACAACUAACACAACUGCACUAUGUGGCAGGUAACAAUGCUUCUCUGUAAAUAAACCAUUGGAUUGACUUCUUGUAUGAAAAAUGGGAUCAAGGAAAAAGUUUAUAUUUAUUUUGUAGAAAUGUUAAGUGUCAGUGGGUCCUUUGCAAUUGUACAAUUUGAAAAUGUGUGGGGAAACCGAAGUGAAAAACUACAGUAAAAUGUUACGAGCUGCAUUUUAAAAUUCCUAUACAAUCGAUGUAAUAAGAACAAUAACCACUGAUUAAUUGAAGCCUGCACUGUAGAGCCAAACUGUUUAAUAAAUGUAUUUUUUUUCAUCA
This is a messenger RNA of Acipenser ruthenus (sterlet), 4836 nucleotides long. Its product is annotated as ceramide synthase 6-like. The record is from RefSeq and is a predicted model, not a curated record. Gene Ontology annotation, molecular function: sphingosine N-acyltransferase activity; DNA binding. Bases 227 to 1411 code for a protein of 394 amino acids. Gene Ontology annotation, biological process: ceramide biosynthetic process. The transcript is spliced from 11 exons. Lineage: Eukaryota; Metazoa; Chordata; Actinopteri; Acipenseriformes; Acipenseridae. Gene Ontology annotation, cellular component: membrane.